Messenger RNA from Ambispora leptoticha, 1023 nucleotides. The record is from the annotation of a GenBank genome assembly. Lineage: Eukaryota; Fungi; Glomeromycota; Glomeromycetes; Archaeosporales; Ambisporaceae.
AUGACUGAGGAAGAAAAUCCUGCGGAAAAAAUGGAAAAACUACUUGACACGCUUGACGAAUUGAGAGCUUCGGUGAACCAAGUGUGCAAUUACUUUGAGAGGCUCUUUUCAGGAAAAGGUGAUGAAUUGGCACAAAUAAGAAAAGUCUUAUUUCAUGGACAAGGACAAUCCUUUGAUAAGAGUGUCUCCCACAAACUGGCCAAAUUAUGCGAAGACGCAGAAAACUGCGUUGAUAGAUUCGAAAAAUUGCUGUACAAUUCAAAAAAUGAAUUUCAACAUGCCGAGGAUACAGCGUUAAAAUGGGAAAUUAAUCCGCCGAAAUUCAUAACGGGAUCAGGAUUUUAUGAAACACCAAAAAGAUCAUCAAAUCAUGUUCAAGAAAUGCAAAGUAAUACGCAGUUGGCGAAAAGUUGUUUUCAACAAAAAUAUAACAUCUAUUUUAAAUCUCGAAAAUUUAUUGAAGAUUAUGAGAUUUCGUCUGAUAAAAAAAGAGAUGACGCAAGUGAAUUACCUGAGAUUCUUGAUGCAUGGCUGUCUCGCGCAAAAAAAGAUCGAACUUAUCACGUAGAAUUGGAAAAAAUUGGAACAGAUGCUAAAGGACGAUUACAAGGAUUCAUGGUCUCCUUGAAUAAUGUAAUAAAAGCAGGCGUUUCGUUGACUUAUGAGGCGAAUUAUGACUCCACUAUAUUAUUAGUUUCUCGUGUAGCAAUAUUUGGAUAUUAUGAGAAGAAAAAAAUACAUGAAUCGUCCGAUAUUCUUCUCUUUCAACGAAUCACACAACUUGCAAUUAAUAUCUUACAACAACUCGAUCAAAAAAAUAUUAUAAACGAACUAUUGGAUUGGAUAUCCAAUUAUCAUGACCUAUUCUCAGUUCGGUGUCAUAAAUGUAGGAAAUUUCUUGCCUUUCAAAAUCCCGACGAUAAAUUCCUACUGCCAAUUUGGCGAAUUACAUCAGAACAAGAUGGUCGAAUGCUGCCGUAUCAUGGAGGAUGUUUGACUGGUGUAGUGUUAUUUGAAGAGUGA